GUUCCUGAGCUCAAAAUAAUAAAAUCCUGGUUGGUUCCUGAAAGAGCUGCGCAUCGACUCUUUUCCUUUAAACCCAUUUUUUAUUAUGACAAAAUCCAGCCUUCCCGCCAAACUACCAGAAUGCAUCGUCUUUGACCUCGAUGAGACGAUAUGGCCGUUGGAUGUAGAUUGUACUUGGGGACCUCCCUUUAGCUAUGACAAUACACAUAAAGUGGUAGUCGACGAAAGAGGCGGACGCAUACCACUGUUCCCAGAUAUACUUAGAAUCUUUGCCCUCAUACAAACUUUUCCUGGUGUUAAAAUUGCUAUAGCAUCACGGACUAUGACACCGGAUUGGGCAGCGCAAGUUCUCAAACUCUAUCGUAUCCCAGAACUAGGCAACGUCGAUCUCUACAGCCUGUGCUCUGUGUUUGAAAUGUACGACGACCGAAAAACCAUCCAUUUCAGAAACAUCCACAAAAAGACAGGCAUCGCCUAUCAGGAUAUGCUCUUCUUCGACGAUAACCGCAUGAAUCUUUGCGUUCAACCUCUCGGUGUCAAGGUGGUUUUGGUUAAUCGAAGACAAGGCCUGACUAUGGAUAUAUUUUUAGAAGCUCUCGAUAGAUUCAGUAAAAGUGCGUUUUAGAAGACUUACUCUUUUGGGUAGUGUGAGAUACGCGGACAAAGAAACCCACCAUCUUGAAAGUGACCAAAGUGUAUAUAUAGCAUGAGCUUCUCAUGGUCAUCAGCGACAGAAUAAUUA
Messenger RNA from Umbelopsis ramanniana AG, 742 nucleotides. RefSeq lists its product as uncharacterized. Gene Ontology annotation, molecular function: acid phosphatase activity. The record is from RefSeq and is a predicted model, not a curated record. The coding region runs from base 86 to 625 and encodes 179 amino acids. The transcript has a single exon. Lineage: Eukaryota; Fungi; Mucoromycota; Umbelopsidomycetes; Umbelopsidales; Umbelopsidaceae.